CAGAGUUUUGCUUGUACGGAGGAACGUUAGCCACAACUACAACUCCCGAUCCAUGGGCAUUUUCAAAAGCCUCAGAUCGUUUUUGCUACGCAGGUAUGGCAAGAAGCGCGCGAACCAUGAUGUUUCAAACAAAGUCAAACGUCGCGCGUCUGCACCGUCUGCAUCAUCACAGUGGUCACCGCUUCCUCAUCAACGCUCAGGUCAGCUUGAUAGAGAUCUAUUGAAUCACUGCGAAAAUAUGCAAAAGGUGAAUAACGUUGGAAUAUACCGUCCAACGAGAUCUGCAGAAUCCGAUUCAGCAAAGCUGUCAAGACGAAACACAUCUCCGCCUGGAACGAUGGACUCUCACUAUCGUAUCCACCCAAGUCCCAAAGCUAUUCCGGAACAUCACAAUUAUAAAUGCGAAACUUGGGGGUCUCGUGUAGAGACAACGAUGCCUCCAAGGAUUAUUUCAAGUUCUGCACCUUAUCAUCCCCAUGAAUUCAGUGGGCCACGGACGGGCGAGCCAAGCACCACUCAGCACCAGGAAAACACACCGCUGGAGAACGAUGCUUCCCCAUCCGUCGAUGGCGUCCCUCUACGACACAUGAUAGAAAAGAAGGAGGGCACUUAUACUGUCACUGUGCACAGACGAAAGCGUCAUGCUUUGACCAAUCUCAAAGAUGCAAAUCGAGAGUUAGACUCGGGAAUCCGCUCUCCGCCGCCCAACGGCUCUCGUUCGAACACAGCUUCAAGCUCGUCGUCCCGCGACCCUAAUGGAUAUCUCGACACCACUUCCCUUCAGUUCUCUGGAGCCUCUUCUUUUGGAUCCGGAUUCUCGGGGAACGAACUGGGGGAUGCUAACUUGUUUACAACCCUGAACGAUGACUCGGCAAUAGCCAACAUUCUCCGACUAUACGAUGAUGAUGGCCUGUUACCUGAUGAGCUCUUUUCUAACACGCCCCAACGGAGGGCACUUAGCGAAGAACGCCAGCGGUCCUACCUCUCGAGCGACUCAAAUAAUGCCAAUGAAUCUACUAUUUCCCCAGCGCCUCAAGAUCCAGGCGGACCCCGGGAGUGGGAGUCAUCCCCCACAACUCCUCUCAGCCUUUCUGUUGCUAGCGCUCAAUCCCUAAGCUCCAUGCAUUCUCGAGCGUCUGUACGCACCAAGAGGGACUCCGCUUUGCUCAUCCCUUCGGCUUCAGCACAUCACACAAAUCGCUUACGACUUUCUUCGCCUAUGCUACUUGACUUUCUUUUUUCACCUGAGUCUAUUUACUUUACUUCGCAAGCUGGAGGAAGCGUCUCGAAUCAUCCUUGGCUUCUUGCUGCAUCGCCCCCCGCUAGGGAACCAUCUACGAUCCUUCCAGAAACUCCCGAGCGCAUUUCUUCACUGCAUUCCUCCCCUGAGAGAACUCUGGCACAAAACUCUGCUGUCAACCAAAUUUUUGAUCAAACGGGCACUGAUACCGAAACAGGCUAUUCGGCAAAGGCGAAGGAUACUGCACACCGCCCAUAUUUCGGGGAAACCCACAAGGUGAUGCGCCACCGCUCCAUGGAUCCCGCAACAGGAUUCGAAGAUAGCACUCGUGCCCCUGCGGUCAGUUUGACUUUUUCAUCUGGUACCUGGGCUGGUCGCUCUCGUGAUUCUGCUUUCUUCUCCAUGUAUUCCACUCCAACACCUAGUCAACUUGAACUCCUUGCGCUUCCCGACGGUUUGAGUCGACAAUCUGAAGCAGCCUCCUUGACCUCACAGAGUAUCAGUGGACACCAUGGUGCCACAUCCAUCGAGUCUGUCGUGGAGGACGCCAUCAUUGAUACAGUGCAGUGGAUGGCUUUUCCAGCCACCGCCACAUACACGUCAAGUCCUAGCCUGACUCUGAGUCCUGAUCCUUGCUCGUUUUCUAAUCCUCACAGCCCUGCACUCAUCCCAGAAUCACCAAACAUUCCUGCCACUCCCGAUGCACCUUCCGUCCAUGAUGACGCCGGCAUUUUCGAUGUAUCAAAGCUUCGGGGAAGUCCCAUUCCCUCGCAAAAGCCAGCCUUCCUACCUCGUUCGGCUAGCAACUUCUCGCGCUUGAAUCAGCUCAACAACACACCCAGUGGAGACUCGAACCAGGAGGGAGAAAGGUUCAGCUCUCCUACACGCCGCCUUUUGACCUCGUACCCAUUUAUUUCUGGCUCUAAUAAAGAUCUUGGCUUACAUUCCCUGAAAGAGAGAAGCGUUAGGCGGAAGGGUUUCCUUUAUGGAUGGACGAGUGAUGAAAAUUUCCGUGACGGGCCAUACCCACGGCUUGUUCUAGAUGAGCACGGAUAUGAUGAUGAAACGGAAAUGAAGGUCGAUUGGUCUACCCGAUAUACGGGCCAGCUAGACUGUAAUCUCUUGCCUUCUAUUCAUGGGAACCUGAGUUCGGGUUUUGGCAAGGAGCCAACCACCCACUUGGGCUACACACCGGCUCAUUCUGAAGAUAACACUCCUGACUUCUUCGGUGGUAUUGGCUCAGAUCAGCUUGGGCUAACUGGUCAUUCUAGAGAAUCUCUACAGUCCACCCUGCCCACCAGCCGUAUACCUCGUCUACGAGGAGCUACGAAAGCUGCACGAGCACUACCUAAAGGAAAAGAAAAUGACAUGCCGUUAGCGGUUGGGAGGGUGAAGUGGAACAGGCACUUGGCCGUUUCGGAAAGCAAAAUGGAAAACCCUAAGGCCCAGGAUCAAGCCCCCGAAGUUGAGCCCUCCAUUAUGCCCCGUCAGGUGAAAGCGCCGAAUGGAUCAUCCACUUUUCGCCCCCUUGGGCCCACGGAUAAGAUGUCGUUUGGUUGGGACUUGCGGAAGAGGACCCCGAAUCACACUUUACGCAGCAGCAACAAAUAAUUCUGAAAUCCAAAUCUUCAUUCCUUCAUGGUUCUCUGGGAGACACGAUGAUAUACAGUAUGGUGUACCUUUUCUAAUUAAUAUAUG
Molecule: messenger RNA, 2938 nt
Organism: Cantharellus anzutake
Lineage: Eukaryota; Fungi; Basidiomycota; Agaricomycetes; Cantharellales; Hydnaceae
Exons: 3
Coding region: 53-2851 (932 amino acids)
Source: RefSeq, a predicted model, not a curated record